This is a messenger RNA of Anguilla rostrata (American eel), 8914 nucleotides long. Its product is annotated as leucine-rich repeat and calponin homology domain-containing protein 1-like. The coding region runs from base 140 to 2452 and encodes 770 amino acids. The record is from RefSeq and is a predicted model, not a curated record. The transcript has 20 exons. Lineage: Eukaryota; Metazoa; Chordata; Actinopteri; Anguilliformes; Anguillidae. Gene Ontology annotation, molecular function: protein binding.
AGAAGCGUAGUAGCGCAGUCGCAGUCGGCGCACAAGUCGUUCGAAGAGAGGAAAUUCGCGCACUGCUGGACUCUCCCUUGGAUUUUUCUUGUGGAUACAAAAUUAUAACGCCGUAUAAAAGUAUAAAGAGGGAAUAAAAAUGGCGACGCUGGGACCGGACUCUCGUCCCAAUUCCCAGCUCGCCUCUGGUUCAGUCCAAACUAGCAGCAGUUUGGGCUCCCACAGCAAUAUGCCCCUUAACCGGGGUCUUGAACGCGCUUUGGAAGAAGCGGCGAACUCCGGGAUUUUGAACCUCAGCGCUAGAAAAUUAAAAGAAUUUCCAGUAACUGCUCCGAAGCACGAUCUGUCGGAUACAGUAGAUGCAGACCUGUCCAGGAACCGCCUGACAGACAUCCCAUCUGAGGUGUGUCAUUUUGUUGCCCUGGAAAACCUGAACCUCUAUCACAACUGCAUCAGAACCAUCCCCGACAUCAUCAUCAACCUCCAGUCGCUCACCUCCUUAGACCUCAGCCGGAACCAGAUCUCGGCUCUGCCUGCCUGCCUGUGUGAACUUCCACUGCGCGUCCUCAAUGCCAGCAACAACAAGCUGGGAGCUCUUCCUGAAGCCAUAGGCCAGCUCAGGGACCUGAUGGAGCUGGAUGUUAGCUGUAACGAGAUCACCGCCCUGCCCAGACACAUCAGGAGGCUUCGGGCCCUGAGGGAGCUCAAUGUGAGGAGGAACUUCCUGUGCACACUUCCGGAAGACCUGGCGGAGCUGCCCCUGGUGAAGCUGGAUGUCUCCUGCAACAAGGUCACCAGCGUGCCCCUCUGCUACAGAAAGAUGAAGCAGCUACAGUCCCUGCAGCUGGACAAUAACCCCCUGCAUAGCCCACCUGCACAGAUCUGCAUGAAGGGAAAAGUGCACAUAUUUAAGUACCUGAGCAUGGAGGCGUGUCGGGGUGACAAGAUGGCCGAUUCUCUCUACCUCCCCGUCAUGGAGGGCCUGUCUCACCCCUCCUCUGGCAGCACUGAGGACAUAGAGCAAAUUAAGAAACAGGACACAGACUCUGGGGUCGGCAGUGACAAUGGGGACAAGAGGCUGUCAACCACUGAGCCCUCGGAUGAGGACAGCCUGAGUCUGAGCAUGCCCAUGUCUCACAUCACCGAGGAGCGGGACCUGUGCAAGGAAGACUCCAGCGACCACAUCAGCGCUCUCACAGCCCUCCCAGUGGACCCCCAGCCAAGCUCUGUGCAGGGGAUGGACGGUGAAGGCUCUGAGGAACAGAUGGAGCAGUCUGACCUAACUUCACCAUUUGCCAACUACAUCAAGGGCCGGGCGUCGGACUUCAGCGAGCCCCUCAGGAUAGAGGAAGACACUAGCUGGGCCUCAGAACAGACGUCACAGGUCACAGAGGGCUCAGAGAUCCACAUUGAUAUGAUCAGCCAGCUGAAGGAAGCAGUGGAGAUGUUACAGGAUCCAGACAGGCUGAACCGUGAGCCCGCAGAACUGUCCGGAGUGCAGCUUUACCCGGUGGAAAUGGUCACGGCAGAUGAGUCACGCAAUGGGCAGGACAGUAUUGAUGGCCAACCCACAAUCGAGAGUCAAAGUUCAGAUGGAAGCCUUGAGUUCCAGAGGAAACGGGACUGUAUUCUAGAGAGGGCCAGGCUUGAGGCCCAACUUGCAUGCCAGCAGUUUGAAAAACAGGUGUCGCCCCAGGGAAAAGAGAAGAAUUCAACCAUGUCACCGUCAUCAAGCUCAGCGCCCUUUGGCCUCAAGCCCCGAUCCGCCCCUCCCUCGCCGGCUUGCUCCCCGCCCUGUCUCAGCCCCCUCACACAGGCCCUGUCCGCCGAUAGUGACCCCUCCCCCUGUAGCCCUGAUGAAGGAAGCGAGCAGAGCAGUGUGUUUCUGAGGAACUCUAAGAGCCUGGAGUCAUCAGACCCCCAGUUCACCAUGCGCCGCAAGAUGGAGCAGCUUCGCGAGGAGCUGGAGAUGAUGGGCCAGCUCAGGGAGAUUAUUGAGAGCAGACUGAAGAUGGUACUGUCCGAGGACCUGGGAGGUGCCCUAAUGGAUGGGGUGGUGCUGUGCCACCUGGCCAACUACGUCCACCCUCGCUCUGUUGCCAGCAUCCACAUUCCUUCGCCUGCCGUGCCCAAACUGAGCAUGGCCAAGUGUCGGAGGAAUGUAGAGAACUUCCUGGAAGCCUGCAGAAAGCUGGGCGUCCCUGAGUCGGCCCUGUGCUCAGCGUACGACGUCCUGCAGUCGAACCUGCGGCCCGUCCGGAACACCGUCCACGCCCUGGUGGCACUUGAAGCUGUUGGGGAGGGCGGGGUCGGGAGCGUGGGGGCAGUCACCGCCACACAGGCCCCGCCCCCUGCCUGGCAAUUCUGGGAUCUGAUUGGCUCCAGCCUCUUGCACCUUUUCUGUCUGAUCCUGCUGUUUGUGGUGUACAGUCUGAGUGAGCUAGUGAGCUAACAUCACACUGCCCCUGCAGGUGGUGUCUGCCGCCAGUACUCCUCCUUCUCUCUCUUGUCUUCUCUUCUUUUUCCCCCUGCCCCAGCAUUGCUGUAAGGUUGUAACAAGGUAGCGGCAACGGGAGGAGGGUGUUAGCAAUUCAUUUGGGAGAGACAGGAAUGUACCAUGUGCACCUAUGUGUGCACACAUGCACACACCUUGCAUUUAGAUACUAAGCUUUAUUUAUGUAUAUUUACACGAUAAGAACAUGGUCUCUACACUUAUGCAUGCAAAGACAUGUAAACAUACAUUUGCACUUCUUAUUGGCCAGUUUACUUGUUAAAGAAAUCAUAUUCACAGGUUCCAUUAAUUCAUUACAAAAUAAAUAAUUAGAAUUCAACAGGUUCUGUUCUCAGUUCAUAUAAUAACGCAGAUUAACAGAUUAACAGAUUAGAUGUACUUUACUUAGAUUUUCAGAAUGAAUGUGAUAUGGUUCACUGAAUCCCUCCAAAAUAUGGCACAAAAGUAAAUGGCUGGCCCAAAUGGUGGGGCACAGAUCCAAUAAUAAUGUAUGGUCUCAUUGUUGCACAUUUACAACUUAAAUCUAAAGGAAUUACAUCUCUUUUUUAUAAUGGAUAAUAGAUUCUGUUCAAUAUAAUCUUAGCGUUUUGCUGUCUAAUCCUAAGAGUAAGUAAAGUGGGUGAUAUUUUGCACAUGCAGAUGCACAUGUAGGUUAGUGUAAAGAGGUGCAAUGACUGGGCAUGACGCAGGAGAUAAUUUACUUGUUCUGAUCCUCACUGUCCCAGAAUCCCAUGUUCACUUCCUAUCCUCACGAAGUCACUUAUCUUACCAGAAUAUUAGGGGUUCUGGACAGGGGAUGUUCAUGAGCUCACACCCGUAUUCAGUCCUGUUUUGUACUGUUAGCUCUGCGCCAAUUAUAAUUUCCUUUUUAUGAAGACUUUUUUAUAUAGAUUUUUUAAUUGUACAAUGUUGCAGUGUUACAAAAUUUGAUAGCUAAAUGACUGAUAAAUGAGAGGGUCUUAGCUGCUGUACAUAAUUAAUGACUGAGAGUACAUAUAAAGGGCUUAGAUAUUGUGAAUGUAUGCUGCAGAACACUCCCACGCUCCUCGUCGUAAAUGCGAGUGUUUUCAGUCGUUCGGACUGCACCGUGUACAGUAAGGCAGCCCUGUCUCUCCAAUGAGUCCGUGCUGAAGCAGGAUGAGAACUCUCCCACAGACACGCAGUGUCAACUCGGUCUCCACAGGCUGUGAACAGAAACGACUCGGCGUUUGUUCUCAUUUUUGGCCGUCAUGCGGCGUGAAUUACGUUUUCCAGCACAGACAACAGAAACGAACUGAUCUGGAAAUCUCUCAUUUCGCUGUCUGGUAUUGUACAUUAGACCAAGGUUCCCCACCCUCUGUUCCAUAACAAGGACCUCAAAUAUGUACUACACUAUGCCUAUGGCUACCUACUUCAAAAAAAUGCUUAGUGUUUGAGGCGACAUAGCUCAGGAGGUAAGACCGAUUGUCUGGCAGUCGGAGGGUUGCCGGUUCAAACCCCGCCCUGGGCAUGUCAAAGUGUCCUUGAGCAAGACACCUAACCCCUAACUGCUCUGGUGAAUGAGAGGCAUCAAUUGUAAAGUGCUUUGGAUAAAAGCGCUAUAUAAAUGCAGUCCAUUUACCAUUUGUUUGACAUUUUUAGCCAACACCACUUACAGGCUGUAGUACAAUGGCACUUUUACACACUUGGCCAUAGAAGCAUGUCUAACAAAUACCAUCUGUAUAUCUAUGUAUUUUGUAUGAUAUAAAUAUGUGAUAGAUUACAGUGGUCAUGAUAAUUAUUAACAAGGAUGUGUAAAACAGGCUUUAUUGUAAAACAAGUUUAUCUUAUGUCCAAAGUUGGAAGUCAAAUUGUGUUAUUUAUGAAUAUAGAAAUAUAAGCUUUAGCAUUAUUCUUAAGUGGAAAAUAUGUAUUUCUGCCAAGGACCUCACAACUUCAAGAAACCAAAUUUGGGGAUCCCAGUAUUAAGCUGUGUAAUGAAUACACAAUGUGUGCAGAAUCUACUCAGCAUGAUGCCCCAGAUGUGACCCUGGAGGUGGAACACUUUACCUCUUUUUUUUUUUUUUUUACAUUUGAUUGGUUACCCUUUAAAUGCUGGUAGCCACACCAGAUGCUCGACUUGUUGCCAUGUCAACCUGGUAAUUUUAUGCUAUCAGUCCACCUGCUCCAUUUCAGCUUAACCCACAAUCAGCACAGAACCUUUUUGUGAUACUGGUAUUUUUUAUGAUUGUAUAUCUGGAUACUUUAAAUUGCACAGUGAAUAAAUGGUAACUUUGCAUUUGUACUCCAUCUUAGCUUUAUUUUGAGUUGGUCUGUGUACAGUUAUUCUCUUCUGCUGCGACUGAACUACAACCAACCAAAACUGUGGGUAGGGAUCCAAUGGUGGAUAAUUUAAUCUAUAUAAUACCCUUUCCACAGGUAUUCACACCAGUGACACCAAACACUGCCCAUGCAGUGCAUGGACAAAGUAUAUGACAUAUAUUUAAUGAAUGUAUUUAAAAACAAAUCAGUAUUUGAACUUAUGUCAGGCUGCACCUUAAUAAGGAGAGGGUAUCAUCACUAAGUAGAUCAUGGACGAAAGUUUGGGAGCCCCUACUGUACUCGAUUUAUUAAUUUUCCAUCAUUAUGUCACAAUCACAAGCAAAGCUGAGUAUUCGUGAAUUAGAUGCUGGGUUUUAUUUAUGCAUUUAUUAUAUUUAAAAUGACCAUUGUCUUGUACUGUAACUCCAGUGCUUUUUAGGGCUAAAAUUGGUUGCUUUUAUAAAGAAAGGGCAGGAACAUUAAGCCUGGUGUUUGAAGUUUCUGGUCUUUUGUGUAAAGAAAAUGUGAAAGGGCAAGUGAGGCCAGGUCAAACAGGGGCCUGUGUUCACAAUAUCCACUGCAAGGCGCUUGUGUUCAUAAUGUCCACCGGAGGGCGCUUAUGUUCACAAUGUCCUCCAGAGGGCGCUUAUGUUCAUAAUGUCCACCGGAGGGCGCUUGUGUUCAUAAUGUCCACCGGAGGGCGCUGGUGUUCACAAUAUCCACUGCAGGGCGCCUGUGUUCGCAAUGUGCGCUGCAGGGGUUUGUUGUGCGAGCAGGAAAAGCACAGAGGGACUAUGCAGCGUGGCUGGCCCUGACUAGCCUCAUUAGGCUAACAGCUGUGCCUGCAACACACUCAGUUUGUUUUAAUGAAAAAAGACACCACAGAGGGGCUGCACUAAUGGUGGGUAUUUGUUUGUCUGACCUAAAUUAGUCACACAAUAGUUUUCAGGUGCUUUAUAUCUCUGGGACAUUGUGACAGGUAUUGGUAUGGCCACAGGCGCUCUAUGGCUAUUAUCGGUCUCUCUCACACCUGCACACCUACACACAUGCAUGCACACACCCACACACACACAGUUUAUGUUCUCAUGGUUCUUGUUGCUUGUACCAUAUGUAUGAUUUUUAUGAUUACCAUAUGUAUGAUGUUCUCUGUACUGCCCUCUCCAUCUACAUCUUUCUCCUCCCCGUCUCUCUCUUUUGCUGUCUGUCUGUCUUUCCCCCUUUGCUAUAGGACAAGUUGUGUCUGCCCCAUCACAUUCUUGAGGAGAAAGGCUUGGGAAAAGUGUGCAUCACCGUCCAAGCUCUGGUGGACGAGACAUGCAUCAGACAGGCCCUGUUCACCUGAGAGCAUAACAGGCAGAGAUGCACAGGAAAAGUGUUUUACUGAAAUGCCUUUAGUCAAAGUGAAUUAAUGUGUGCUUCCGAAAACAUUUUUGCUUUUAAGGGACUGUAUUCCCCCCCCCACAUAAUAGUAUAUUGGUAACAUGUUCAAGCACUCACUGUCAAUUGUUUCAGAUUUAACUUGGAUCUAGAGUGUAGUUUCUGGUAUAACAGAGAGAAAUGUCCUCUAUACUGGCCUCAUGUUUAUGACCAUAAUGAAUCCUGUAUAUUUCUCAGAUCUUCCUUAAUUAUAUUUAUAUUUAUUUAUUGUAAAUUCAUCCAACAAGAUGAAUGAUGUAGCUACUGUAUACAAUGUAAGAAACCCCUUUUUUUGUAGAAUACAAGUUAAUAUAUUUUGAUAGUUGUUUUUUUUUCUGUGAGGUUAAAUGUUUUUAAUUCUUUUGGCCCCCAGCACGUAACAAUCUUUCAGAGAUGCUCAGACAUCAAGUACAGUGCUGAGAGAAAGUUAUGUUUUCGUUAGGAGUGGAUUUGUGUGCUUCUGGACUUAAACUACAGUGGUGUUGUGGUGUUCUGUUCAGGGGAGUGUGGGGAGGGGUAGUUGUUUGCAAAUAUUUUUUCUUAUUUUUAUGUCAUUGUGUCUAUGUGGGAUUACAUAUGUCAGGGUCUUUGUGUGUGUGUGUGUGUGUGUGUGUGAGAGAGAGAGAGAGAGAAAGAGAGGGUAAAGCAGGAGUUUGCACGUUAGUAUUUUAUUAGCUGGACCAGCCUACUGUUACUGUCCAAACAGCAGUCUAUGAGCAGCUGAAUAAAGUAGGUGGACAGGGAGUUCCCAUCUGACAUCCUACUCACAAAUCACUUAUCAAUGUUCAUGUUAAUGGUUUUGCGCAAUUUCUGCCAGGGUUUAUCAAAGUGCAUCCAGAGCCCGAUGCUGGCAUGUGUUCAGCAUAAACACAGCAUUAACAUGUGUAAAACUUUAAUCGCACAUCGACAUCACUGACAUGUCCAACACUACAUUUUGGCAGUAAGGGUCACAGGAUCACUAAUGAUUAGAACAGAGAGAAGGCCAUCGUCUGUGGUCCCAGCAACACGGUUCCCACAUCUCCCACCCUAAUACUAAUCCAGCCCAGCCCUGCUUGACUUCCGCAGUAAGACCGGACAUUCCUGCAGGGUAGUACAGUACAGCUGCUUAAUUAAAACUACCCACCAUUUGCACAGAAUAUCUGGAAGUUUUGCAUGAGAUGGAAGAUACGUGUACCUCAGUUUGUGUGACCCAUGUGCGGGUGAGAGGGGGAAUUUUCAGUAACUGAUUGCUGCAUGUGCACAUAAUGUAUCUGUUUUUCCACAGAGACAGCAGACCAUUCAGAAAUAACAAGACUGCAGUAUGAGUGUGACAGAGAGUGAGAGUGCAUGUACAUGUCUGUGUGCUUGUACGCUUGUGGGGAAUUGGGGUGUGUGAUCUUACUGUGUAGAGAUGCUUAUAAAUAUAGCUUAAACCACUCUUGAGAUUCAGCAGCUAAUCUUUUCACAAAACUGAUUUGUUAGUUGCCAAAAAUAAAGAAAUAAAGAAACUUAUUUUUAAAUAACACUGAUAGGAGAGUAAAAAUCUAUUUACCUUUAUAGAACACACUGAAUAAGGCAUUGCUCAGUCCAUUGUGGAAAAGUAUGAGUUUAAAAAAAAACUAUACUAUAUGUUGAAAUAAUUAUCUAUGAUUUAGGUUAAAUGGAUAAUGGUGAAAUGGUCUUGUAAUGUGAUGAGGGUUUGUGCAAGUAAAUUGUUUUUAGAACAAAUUAUGUUCAUUUCAUUAUUACUAACUUGCACAAAUUCUUACAGCAUCACAAUUAUUACCACCUAUUUUUGCUGACAAUUUGGUCAUAGAUUUGGAAUCAGGUUUUACAAAACAGUCCAACAACAUUAAUCAAAGGGGUACAAUGUUAAUGUGCAUUUCCAUGUCAGUUCUAACAAAACCAGAAUUUCCACUGGCACCACCUAGUGUUGAAGCAAAGUACUGUCAUUACGUAUGAGGGAGUGUCUCGUAUACUCAGUCUCACAGAGAGGAUGACACUUCCACAUUCCCACAAUACAGGAGCCUCGCUAAUUAACAGUUAAAUAGUCCGUAACAGUUUUGUAAAAUGUGCUUUGUUUAAAAGGCAAAAGAGUUCAGCAGUGGAGGAGGAAAAAGGUUGAGGGUAAGUGAGAGAGGUCACUAAGCUCGUCUCCCAAAAGCAGCCUCAGUCCUGCUUUUGGGAGAUGAGCUUCAUUCAAGCCGGAAGGAAUAAAAACACUAACUUAAAAGAGCUCAAUAAGAAAUGAUAUUUAUAGAAGGAUGUGUGUCCAAAACUGAUUAAGUACACUGUAGCAUAAUUCUGCCAAGAUGUUUUUUAUGAUUUAAAUAUUUUCAAUUUGAGUGCAGGCUUUUUGUUUGCAACCGUUUCGAGAAACACACUGACUCGUUUGGACAUUUUUGGAGCGCAAGGUUUAGUCAUUUGCUUAAAUGCAUUUUUCUUGUUUCAUGAGUUGCAUAAAUAUUAUAUUUGGACUGUGGAUCUUCAUAGGUGGAAUGAAUGUUAUUUUUUUAAAUUAAGGGUUUUAAAACGUAUGCUUCAAUUGUAACUGUAAAAUAAAUACUGUUUGAUAUUUUGUUAUACAUUUUAUUCCUGUGACUUUUUUUCUGUUUUAUAAGGACUUGUGAUUUAAAAUGCAUGUUCAUUCUUUGCCUUAAUGACUGUAAAUAACUGCAGAGGAAAUAUUAAUGUAACAGUAAAUCCAUUGUUUGUAUAAAGCGAAAA